UGGUUACACUAAGUCCUGUAAAUGAGGGGCAUUGCAACAUAUUUGUGGAAGGCGAGAGCAAUGUCUCAAGAUAGACAUCUAGCUCAGUAACGGAUCAAUGUCAUCCGGCAGCAGCAGCAGCAGCAGCAACGGCUCCUGCUGACAUCGGAAAUUGCAUCGGUUACGUGCGUUGAUACCUUGGUCAUACUCUGAAGCAGGCGGCUAAAGGCGAACAGGGCAGAAUAGACGCUACACAGCAAGGGGCUAAACGGUACCACUGGCUACCUCGACCCACAGACAGGAAGCAAGCCGACAGUGUGCAAAGAGUUUUAAGGAUAUACUGUUUAUAAUUUCGCCCUGCUGUCCUUUAAAAGCACAAUUGCGUCGCUGGAUGGUCACACUCCCUGCGUACGGAAGCACCAGCAGCAGAUACAAAAAACAUCAUCAUCAAGUGAAUGCAAAGAGGUCAGUGCUGCGGCGCGGACGGUCCGCUGCAGACUGAUAAAGCGAUUUGUUUGGAGAGACUGUGUUUCUCUCUGCAAGGUGUACCCAUCGAAGACGGGGCACGGCUAGACAGCUGGAUCGUUCCUGGGCAGGGUCCUCCGGCGGCUGCACGUUCUGCAUGCGGAAUCCGCAUCUCUGUGCGCGAGACCGAAAGGGGCAUGGGAUCCGCUGACAGUUGGCCACGCGCCGGAGAGUCUUAGUGUGCAAGACCUGCGGUGAGCAGCAGCUCUCUGCCGAGUCAUGCUGUGAAGUAAGCAAGCAGAGGAGUCCUACAGUAAGGAACUACCACUACAACACAAGGCGGUCGGUUGCCCGAAGAAUGAGGUUCCAGACAAUACAAAACACUUGCCCGUUCGGGACAGUGAGCGCCUAGUAAUAACGUUUGUAUUCAGACCCGCAGUUUGGUCACAGAGGAUUUUCUUGCCAUGGAUCAACGGAUGUAUAGUUAACUUAACAGAUACUAGUGACCUCGAUAGCAACCACCUGUCACGACGAUUUUUUUCAUUCAGCUAACUGCAGUAAAUAAUUACAUCUCCCCCCAAACAAAAACUAAUCUUGCACCUGUACGAGGUUGUAAGAACAUUUCCAUGCUUUUAUGUAAAGAUGUUUGGGAACAUCUUACUUUAAUGAUCAAGCUGAGAGAAGACACGAAUGGAAGCUUACAUCAGUGCAACAUAACAAUAACAAACCUGUCAACAAUACAGAGAAGUGCAUUCACUGAACUUCUUUCCUUCCCAUCUCUUUCAAAAUGAAGAGUAAACAGGACUGUUAGGUUGCAAAACAGUGGUGAUGGCGUUAAAAGAAAGAGGAAGAAACUGACUUUUACAUCAUGCAGUUUUGUUAGUUGCAUCUAGUAAGCACAGUGAGGAAGAACGACUGAAAGUUUUAUUGUGCAGAAGAAGUGCAUGUGUCCUAUCAAGCAGUGAUCAAACAUAAAUCACUAACACACACACACACGCACAAAAAAAACAAAAAUAAAAGACAGACAGCCAUCUUCUGUCCAGCAGGUGUACUUGUGAUAUAGCCCAUCUCCUGGUCUUUGCAUUUCACUGGUCUAGGUCACAAAAAAUUAGUGUGGACAACAUAGCUUUCUCUGGGUGGUGAAAAGCAGCAGUGACAGUUUGUAGACCAUGGCUGAGAAACUGCUACCCAGUAGCUUGUGUGUACCUGUCUCUACACAGGACUCAGGUACAUUGCUGCACACAGAAGGAGAGGGAGACGACUCGUCAGACAGUGAUGGAGAACAGGAGGGUGGCUCCCACAGGCUAAUUAGAAAAGUAUCUACAUCUGGGCAAAUCCGGAGCAAGAAAUGUGUUAAAGAGGGCCUGUUACUGAAACAAACAAGUUCCUUCCAGAGAUGGAAAAGGAGGUAUUUUAAGUUACGAUGUCGGACACUGUACUAUGCAAAAGAUGCAAAGUCACUGAUUUUUGAUGAAGUGGAUCUUUCCGAUGCAAGUGUAGCAGAGACAAGUAUCAAGAACAUUAACAACAGUUUCACGGUAAUUACACCAUUUAGGCGGCUAAUCCUGUGUGCGGAAAGCCGGAAGGAAAUGGAGGACUGGAUUACAUCUUUGAAGUCUGCCCAGAAGAGUGAGAACUAUGAGGCAAUCCAGUAUAACAUGGAACAUUUUUCUGGGAUUCACAACUGGUAUGCGUGUUCUCAUGCUCGACCCACCUUCUGCAAUGUGUGCCGUGAAGCACUGUCAGGUGUAACCUUUCAUGGCCUGUCCUGUGAAGUGUGCAAAUUCAAAGUCCACAAACGCUGUGCGGUGAGAGCCACCAACAAUUGCAAGUGGACCACACUGGCAUCUAUCGGGCAUGACGUCAUCGAAGAUGAGGAUGGGGUGGCCAUGCCUCACCAGUGGUUAGAAGGAAACUUACCUGUGGGUGCUAAGUGUGCUGUCUGUGACAAAGCGUGUGGAAGGGUACCACGCAGACUACAGGACUGGCGGUGCUUAUGGUGCAAGGCCAUUGUACAUAAUGGCUGUAAAGAACAGCUAGGAAAGAAAUGCCCUCUGGGACAGUGUAAGAUGUCAGUCAUUCCUCCUGCGGCAUUACACAGCAUUGAUUCAGAAGGUUUCUGGAAUGCCACCUGUCCUGCCUCUACCUGCAGUCCUCUCCUAGUUCUUGUCAACUCCAAGAGUGGCGAUAACCAGGGUGUAAAGUUCCUGCGCAAGUUCAAGCAGUUGCUUAACCCAGCACAAGUGUUUGAUUUGAUGAAUGGAGGGCCCCGCAUUGGAUUACAGCUCUUUCAAAAGUUUGUUGCUUUUCGGAUCUUGGUCUGUGGUGGUGAUGGGAGUGUUGCUUGGGCAUUAUCAGAAAUUGAUAAAUUGGGUCUUAACAAGCAGUGCCAACUGGGAGUGUUGCCUUUAGGAACUGGAAAUGAUCUUGCCCGAGUACUAGGUUGGGGAGGUGUCUGUGAUGAUGAUGCACAACUGCUUCAGAUCCUGGAAAAACUGGAAAGGGCCAGCACAAAGAUGCUUGACAGGUGGAGCAUUUUGACUUAUGAAGAACCCAAACAGCCCACUCCACUGAUUACUGACGAAGAAAAUGGAGACCCCAGCACAAUGGUUCAGAUAUCCCAGUAUGAAGACUCAGUAGCUGCCCACCUGACAACAAUCCUGGAAUCUGAUAAGCAUUUAGAAGUCAUCAAUUCUGCCAAGUUUCUUUGUGAAACAAUUAAUGAGUUUGUGGGUGAAGUUAGAAAAGCCCAUGAGAGAGCUACGGAAAACAAGGAAGAAGCAGAUGCCAUGGCAAAGAAGUGUGCCUUACUAAAUGAGAAGUUAGAUUCUUUAGUCAGUGCACUGAAUGAGGAUGCAAAUGCUAUCAUCGUACCUUCAGGCUUCUCACCAUCAGAAAUGGAAAAGUCUGACAGUAAUGAGGAAAAGGAAAAAAGGAACAUGAAGGAGCCCAGCAAAACCAACUCAGGAAGUAGCCCUGCUACUGUAGCACAGUGCUUCAGGUCAAAAGAACAACUCAUGCUACGGGCCAACAGUCUGAAAAAGGCAUUAAGGCAAAUCAUUCAGCAAGCUGAAAAGGUGGUGGAUGAACAAAAUCAACACACACAAGCAUAUCGCAAAUCGUCUUCAGCAUCAAUGAAAAAGGAUGCGUCUGAAGAGUGUAUCAGAGAUCCCAUCAAAACGGAAUUACGAAGAACUGAUGAACGAAGAGACACAAUGUCCUCAACAACCUCUUCCAUAUUACUGGAAAAGAGUGAAGGAUUCAGUUCGCACCAUUUUAUGGAUGAUCCCGAAGUUGUGCAAUUCUCUGAAAAAUGUGUUAUGAACAACUACUUUGGAAUUGGACUGGAUGCCAAAAUAUCACUGGAAUUUAACCACAGACGGGAUGAGCACCCCAAGAGAUACAGUAGUCGCACAAAGAACAUGAUGUGGUACGGUGUAUUUGGAACAAAAGAAUUGCUGCAGAGAACAUACAAGAACUUAGAACAAAGAAUACAUCUAGAAUGUGAUGGUGUUUCAGUUCCCCUACCCACUUUACAAGGUAUAGCUGUUCUGAACAUUCCCAGCUAUGCCGGUGGAAUAAAUUUUUGGGGUGGCACCAAGGAAGACAGUAACUUUGAUGCACCUUCCUUUGAUGAUAGAAAACUGGAGGUGGUCGCAGUAUUUGGCACUAUUCAAAUGGCUGUCUCCCGGGUCAUGAACCUGCAGUACCACCGAAUAAAACAGUGUCGGUCAGUAAAGAUCUCAAUUCUUGGAGAUGAAGGUGUUCCUGUCCAAGUGGAUGGAGAAGCAUGGAUUCAGCCUCCAGGAAUAAUCAAAAUUCAGCACAAGAAUAGAGCUCAGAUGUUAACCAGGGACAGGGCAUUUGAGACGACUUUAAAGUCUUGGGAGGAUAAGCGAAAGUGUGGCAACUACCCUGUGAGACCCCGCCUGAACUCUCAGCAGUCCAUGGAAUAUCUUACUGAAGAGGAGUAUAACCAGAUGUGGCAGUUCAGACUCACAAUAGAGGUUCUCACUGACAGGAUCCUUAAUGCUGUGAAAAGCCACAAGGAUAUCGAACAGGAGCUGUCCCAUGCAGUCAAUACCUGCACGCAGGUUCUUAAGGAAACAUUCGCCAACAGGUCCAGUAUUCCUGAGGCUAUGAGCAGAAAUGAAGCUGCAGAAGUAGCAAACAGUGUGAAAAUUCUGGCUACAGAAACAAAAGCACUGUUGGACAGUGCCUUGCAUGUCGACAAAACAGUAGAAGAGGAACUACAGUCAGCACUGACGAAUAUCAACAAUGAACUCCAGAAGUUGUCUGAGAUUCACUGGAUGGUAUACAUCACCACCGCAGCAGAUGAUGAGACAAGCAACAAGGGAAAUGUGAAGGGCAAAGUGCCAGCUAAACAAAAGGACAAAGAGAAACCGCAGAAACAGAAAUCGAGUGGCUCAUUGUCAGGACUUUUAGACAAUGGAGGUGAGCCAUGUGAAGCAGAUUGUACAGGUAAUUAAAGACACCUGUUCUCAUCACUGAACACAUAAUUUGAGAUCCAGUGUUCACAAGGGCACAAAGCUGUUCUAGAACAUCUACACUGCUGUACAAAAAAUUCUAGUACAGAUGCUUACAAGUGGCAUCUCCCUGCAGUAUGCAGUAAAGGAAUAUACAUUUAUCUCAGCAUGCUUCCAUAAGAUUCCUUUUAAUAGACAUUCAGAAUGUUCUAGGACAUAAUCGGUAAAUGUCCUGUCUUUUAGAAGAGUUUUUUCAUAGACUUCAAGAUUUUGUUUUUUACUGUGAUGACAGUGAAUUAAGGAAACCACUUAAUGUACCAUGAGGGCAAGAAUGUCCAAACAAACCAAUGGAUUCAGCCUUCCGUGGUACUGUAAUACAUCUCAAGUUUAAUAAUCAAUCACUGCGUUGAAAGAUUGAAUGAAAGUUAGCAACACGACAGAUACUACAGGAGUGAGAGUGAUACCAGUACCAUGAUACCGGUACCAAAGUGGUGAACAGAAUGGGUACAUUUUGGUAGACGAUGCUCUAGCAAUAUUGCACUUCAGUUCCAGGUAAAUGGUGAACACAUUCCUCCUUUUUGAGCCUAGCUAAACGACUUCCGCAAGGUUUAUUAAUGCUGCUGUUAACUGGUGUAGUAUUUGUCGUGUGCAGAUUAAGUACGGCCAUGCUGCUGCAGCAUGUACUGCGUGUGAUACCAUAUAAUUGUGUUUCUUCACAGAGCACUGAACCUCACAGCACUUGAGAGUGUAGCAGUGAUUAUGACUGUCUGACUCAGACAUAAUGGUUGCUUUAGAAGCUAGAUUCCACCAAGAGAUGAACAGGAUAUUCUGAAAGUGUUUUUCUCCCUGACAAAUGAACUGCACCCUUGUCUCAUGUAUGGUCCGUUGCUAUAUAUAAAUAUAAUGAAGCAAUACUGAAAGCACUUCAUUCAACAGCAACAUCAAACACAUGAUGACAGUUUGAAGCAAUUGUUAUGGUAAACAAUGGGGAAAAAAAACAUAACUGCCACAGAAAAAUGGGGACACAGAAUCAAAUGUUAAUAAAGGUCAUAAGAAGCCAAGAAACGCUGUGGCAUCCAUUCUGAAGUAUUGCUCUCACUUUUACAGACCUGAUGUAAUGAUACAUCAAAUAAGAUAUUAAUAAAGAAACAUUCUGAAGUGAUACAGAGCACAGAUGAUGUCGGCAUGUCAUCUGUCAGGUGACUAGAGUUAAUGCAGAACUGCGAAUAAGGUCUGAAUGGAGACGCUGCUGUCAGUGAAGCCAGACCGAGAAGCAGAAACAAAAACUUGUGGCAAAUGCCAACCUUGAAUGUCUUCAUGAAAACUAGUAAAAAAUAUCAGUGUGCACUGAAGGGACAUGCCAGACUUUAUUAAGUCAUUAAUUAUAUAAGCCAGUGGAAAAGGCAUGAUUUCUUUGAACUGUGUGGACAUUUCAAGUAACUGAAAUGUGAGUAUUGUAUCAGUUUUUGGAAUCACACAGGCACAGGAAUAAAGAAGAGUCAGUCUGCUAUUCCUUUGUUAUAUUGCUUUCCAAGCCAAAUGCAAUGGCCUGCCAGAGGUAUUUAUGGCAAACAGCAAAUUCACAGAAGAAGGACGUAGGUCUCAUUUCAUAUUAUCAUAUUACAGGCCAGAAGCAGAAUUCUGUAUUGUAAGCUAUGCACUAACAGAGGUAUGGCAGAGGGGAAGGGACAAUGCAAUCAGUCCCCUCAGCUGAGCUGGCCUUCUUUCUUCCUGUGUGUGUGUGUGUGUGUGUGUGUGUGUGUGUGUGUGUGUGUGUGUGUAUGUGUGUGUUUAUGUUGUAUGUCUCUUGUAUUCAAAGCUACAUAUUAGUGCAAUCCUCUUGGAACUUAAACCCAAAACUAUUUGCAGACCAACAUACUGGCUAGGAAGAAUAUUCAGCAUUUCUUUCUCCCUUUUUUUUUUUUUUUGCCAAGAGCUAAAAUUGUUAGGAUGUUAAUAUGCAGGUGCAGUGCACCCUUAUCACCAUGUCCACGUCACUAUUCUGUGACCUCACAUCCCCUAAUCAGACCACAGCAAACUACACCACUUGUUUGUGUUUCUCCUUCCGUGGUAAUGAUAAAUUCUUUGCAAAAGUUACAGGUAAUACUAUACAAAACUUUCAGGAGUAAUGGUAGAGAAACAAGUCUGCUGUCCUUCCCAGUUCAAUAUUUCUGUCAGAUUAUUGUAGUCAUAUGUUGUGUCUUGAAAAAGAUUUAUACUAUAAAUGAGCAUGUUUAAAAUAUACCUCUGUGUUAUAUGACACCAGAUUUCACAUUAGCUUGUAGUUCAGUACUUCUGUGAGAGAUUCAGCUGCGCAGUAAGCCUGCAGGGAAUGAUGCUCCUACAACAGACACUGUGUAUCCCUAAUAGAUAUUACCUGUGAACCUAAGAACCUGUGAAUCUAUUCUAUAAUAUGUUGCAGUUCAGAUUUUGGCUAUUAUCCAGUACAAUUAGAUUUCUAUUUCCAAAAUGGGAUGCUCAUUUAAAGUAUUUAUUUAAUAGGCUAUCAGUCUACAGGUUAUUACAAGCCCAACCAAUAACUAGAGGUAAGAAUCAAACCCUGUGCCAUGUAUAUAUGAGUUAAAGACCUUAACAGUUAUGGAACCCCACCCACUCACUAGGCCAUUUAUAGAUAUGAAAGAAAUGUGGACAUUAAGAAAGUUCUUCUGGGCUUCCCAAUUGGUUAUGGGUUCCUAGAUAAACAUGUCACAUGGUAUUACUGUAACCCAUUGCAACAGUGGCUUUAAUGUGGCACUAAAGUAAGGAAAUUAUGAGGAGACAAUUUAGCAUGUUAGUUACAACAGUUUACUAUUUGAAUAACCACAUAAUCCACACAUAUAAACAUUUACUGUGGCAGAUGCCAUAUAAGUGUUGCAGUAUGCAGUAUUUCAGUAGCAUGCUAUGUAUAAAUGCACUGCAUGUCACACUAGAGUACUUAAAAUUGUGGCCUGUCUCAGUACUUCACUGGCACUUUUAUGUGCACUAUGCAUCACAGUAUAGUUCAGUGACAUGCUAGAUUACUUAUGUGCAUGUGUGUGUGUGUGUGUCACAAUGUUUCAGUGGCAUCCUAGAUAACUUAAGUGUGUGCUGUGUGUCACUGUGCUUCAGUGAUACACUAGAUUGUUUAUGUGUGUGCUGUAUGUAACAGUGCUUCACUGACAGACUAGAACACUUAUAUUUGGGGCUGUGUGUCACAGUGCUUCAAUGACACACUGAAUCAUGUGCGUGCUGUGUGCCACAGUGCUUCAGUGACACCCUAGAUCACUUAUGCGUGUGCUGUGUUUCACAGUACUUCAGUGACAUCCUAGAUAACUUAUGUGUGUGCUGUGUGCCACAGUGCUUCAGUGAGACACUAAAUUACUUGUGCGUGUGCUGUGUGUCACAGUUCUUCAGUGACACACUAGAUCACUUAGUGUAUGCUGUGGGUCACAGUGUUUCAGUGACAGACUAGAUCACUUAUGUUUGUGUGCUGUGUCACAGUGCUUCAGUGACACAUUAGAUCACUAAGUGCCUGCUGUGUGUUACAGUGCUUCAGUGAUAGACUAGAUCACUUAUGUUUCUCUGGUGUGUCACAGUGCUUCAGUGGCACACUGAAUUGUGUGUGCUGUGUGUCACAGUACUUCAAUGACACCCGAGAUAACUUAUGUAAGUGCUGUGUGUCAUACUGCUUCAGUGAGACACUAGAUUACUUAUGUGUGUGCUGUGUCACAGUUCUUCAGUGACACACUAGAUCACUCAGCGUAUGCUCUGUGUCACAGUCCUAGAGUGACAUACUAGAUCACAUAUGCCUGUGUGCUGUCUCACAUUGUUUCAGUGACACACUGAAUUGUGUGUGCUGUGUGCCAUAGUGCUUCAGUGACACAAUAGAUCACUUUUGUAAGUGCUUUGUGUCACAGUGUUUCAGUGACACAGUAGAUCACUUAUGUUUGUGCUAUGUGUGACAGUGUUAUAGAGGAAUAUUUGGUCAGCUCUAGGUAGCUGUGAUAGGAUACUUGUAUUGGACUGAAACACUCUGGCUGUUGAAAAUAACUUACAGGAAGCUGUGCUAUAGUGCCUACUUAUGUGGACUUCUUUUUGUAGUUUUUUUUUUUUGCUUUUAAGAUGUGAUGCCAUUAACAAUACCAUAAACUGUGGACAAAGCAUACAAUUGGAUUUGGAAAUAUUAUAAAUAAGAAAAUUUCAAAAGAUGUGGUCCCAAUCAGUGCCACUUGAUUUUUUAAAGGCCCUCCAUUUCUUUAUUAAAUGAAUCAGCUGAGAACACAGUAAAAUAUAAAUCUCAACAUUUAGGACUGAAUCCUGCUAAAAGUGAUUUGCGUGCCAUAAGAAUAAGAACAAGUUACACAAGGUCUUUGUUUGUUUCUGUUUAAUAUUAAACUGGCUUUAUUCACCCCUGAACCAUUGGUUUCAUUCAUUUACUUCCUCCCAAAUGUUGCAGUAAUCCUGUAUGCUGAUUACUACCUUGUUCUUUCUCUAAGCAACCCCUAGGAUGUUUUUCUUACAUUGUGCCUACCUGUAUUAGUUUUCAUUUCACUUCAUAAUGCAGGACACUUUGGCUUCUGCACCAUCUUCCAUUGCAGCCCAUUGGUGUCCUGUAAAUUAUGAAUAUACAGUGUUCAUUUCUUUCCCUGAUUUAUAGUAUUAGCCACAGGGAUGUUUCAUUGUCUCUGAAAUCUUAGUGGAGUACUGUUAAAUGUUUUUCUCAGUUAGCUCUCUAAUGGUUCAUGGUUCAUCUCUACAAGGACCUGUUUUCCAGACAAGCUGAUGAAAAAAAAAAUCUGUCUGAAGUAAAUACAAUUGUUAGCUUUCUUCUUGCUACGUCAACAUGUGUUUGAUGCUUUUCACUCUGCUUUUUGAAUCAUAUUCUACUGGAAUUUGAUGUUACAGCAACUAUCAUUCCAACGUCUAUUUCAAAGCAUAUGUACCUACUGUAACUUCCCCCAACAUGAUAAUAUAUAAUAGCAGUGUUUGUAUUCAUUUCUGCCAAAAGACACCAAAUGCCUUUUUGUUGCUGCCAUGUUUUCUCCAUCUUACACUGCUACAUCAUAUAAUAGGGUAAUAAUGCCUCACUUUUGUGGGAUAAACUUGGCCAGAUAAGUAAUUAUAACAUCCAAAAAAUGUUCAGUUGUCUUUUUCCAUUUAAGCAAAUAUAUUAUUUGAACACCUUCAGGUUAUAGUUCUUGUUUUAGCCCACUGUUCAUUAAUACACAUCCAAAAUAUUUUCAUAAGCUUUUCUUCAACAUUUUCUCAUUUCAGUUUUGUUCUCUCAUUUAUGUUUAUGUAUUACUCUCCCAUACCAACACAACACCUAGGGAAGUUUUUAUUCCUUCCAGCCUACAGCUGUGACAUACUUCAGGUGCAGGGUUCCAGCCCACAGCUGUGACAUACUUCAGGUGCAGGGUUCCAGCCUACAGCUGUGACAUACUUCAGGUGCAGGGUUCCAGCCCACAGCUGUGACAUACUUCAGAUACAGGGUUCCAGCCUACAGCUGUGACAUACUUCAGGUGCAGGGUUCCAGCCUACAGCUGUGACAUACUUCAGGUGCAGGAUUCCAGCCUACAGCUGUGACAUACUUCAGGUGCAGGGUUCCAGCCUACAGCUGUGACAUACUUCUGAUACAGGGUUCCAGCCUACAGCUGACACAUACUUCAGGUGCAGGGUUCUAGACUACUGCGUUGACACAUUUUAGCUGCAGAGUUCAUACUUCAGGUGCAGAUUCCAGACUACUUAGGCUAUUAGUGUCGUUCCAGUGGACACCCAAUGUGGUAUUUGUACUACUAUGGGAAAUUUGGCCUAGGCAUCAGGGAGCUUCCCUUACUGUUUUUGAAAGGUGUUGUGGGAUCUUUUACAUCCACCUGGGCUACCACCAGCCCAAGCACAUGGGACCUCAGUUUAACAUCUCAUCCAAAGGCCAACAUACUCAGGAGUGCAGCACCCCCAUUUUGCUGCACUGCAGUGUCAGCAACCAAUCUACCCAGUAUGGGACUAGAACCCACAGUCCUACACAAAAGGCGAGUAUGCUACCUGUUGCAGCACUAACUUUCCUCUGUUCAUUUUAAAACAGCUCUAGAUUAAAAAAUCUUUCUUUUCACCCCACGCUUGUUAGGUGCUUUCUUCUUACCACAAAAUAAUUAUUUUAUGUUUCCCAAAUUCUAGCUACAAUCAUCACGCAAAAAUUAAAGGGGGUGUUUAGCAUGCAAAGUUUUUACAAUAUUCUAAUGUAUGCUUGAUUAGUGUGUCAGAAGGAUAUUUUAUGCCUAGAUGUGUCUUUUUUCUUUUAUAACAGAGGAUUCAUUACAAAGUUUGAUGUAGCCAUGUGGCUAAGCAUAAUAAAACUGCCUUAAAAAGAUUUAUUAACCUGCUGAAGCUGUCAACUUUACCACAGUGUUUGAUUAGACAGAGUUAUCUAUUUUCAAACAUAAAAGUAAGCGAAGUAAGUUAAACAUAGUACAAACUGACUAGAGAUAUUUGCAUGUUUAAAAAUACAUCUUCCAAGAUGUAACCAUGCAUUGCAAUAUGGUGUGAAAGAAGAUGACCACUUAAGGAAAAAUAUUUUGGACUUUGCUGUUCCCCUUUACCAAAUUAUAUGACUGCAUACUUUGAAAAGUCUCUGUAAAUCACAUAUGGGCAAAAAAAGAGGAUUUAUGCAGAGUACUUUUAAAGUAAAGGUUGCCUUGGCAUGCCUGUUUGCGUAUAUUCAGUUUCUAUGUCACUAUUUUUCACAACUGUUGACAAUGGCAAGAUGAAGCAUCUCAGUUAAAUGUCUCUAAACAAGAAAGUUAACGUGCAGUUGUCAGGAUGCACCUUUUUUUCUUCUUCAUAUGAGGGUGUAAGCCAAAAAUCAUAACUAGCAAUCAGAAGAGUUUAUUAUGACUCAGGUUAACACAAAUUAAGUAAUGUUCUAAGUGAAGGCAUUGCACAUUCUGCCCUGCCAUCCAAUUUUUCAUCUAGAGAUGCCCUUAAAGUGGCACAGGAUUACAAUCAUGUCAGCCCAGGGGACUUGUGACCCCUUAUUAUCCAUACACCUCCACACACAAUUUUGCUUCAUAAGCAGCAGUGGCUAUGUUGUACAACAAUGGUAGCUAACAAGAUGCAGCUAAACUCUGAGGUUUGGUUCCUGCCCAAACACUCCAUGCAUGUCCUGUCCGGGAGCAGUUUUUCAUGCAGGCAUUCAGCAGUAGAGGUUAAUACAAUGCCCUCCCAGGGUCAGGUGAGACAGGCUGUCCAGUCUUUACCCCUCAUCUUGCUGUCAGACACAUCUGUAUCUUCUUCAGAAAAUGGAUAUUUAUAAUACCAGCAACCUCAUCUAGUGCCUAAGGAUUAUCUGCUUUAGGCCUAGGACAAGGACACUUUCUUUGUAAUAUCUGCCCGCUUUGUUUAGAAUGCAAAUGACAUCUUUAUGAUGUCCAUCCAUUUUCAAAAAACAUGCUUCCAAUUUCAUAGGAUUUAAAGGAUCACAGGAAUUGCAAAGUAACUGAGUCUCACAACCAUUUAUACUUUGCCAGUACCCACUCUCAGGCAGUAAACCCUUUCUCCAAGAAGACAGCCAGUCAAUCCUAAAGUAAAUUUGUAAGUACCCAUCCAGUCAUCUAGGUAUUGUCUGAAGAAUGAUACUGUAUCAUACCGCUUAAUCUGCAGGGACAGUCUGUUCCGGGGGGGAGGGGGGCAAGGGAUGAUAAAUAUGUCUCUCCAUUAAGUUUGAUUUAUCUGUGAAGAUUUAGUUCCCUAACUCUGCUAUUUGUGAAACUAUCAGAUUUGCCAUGAUACAACAGGUCCUGGACAACUGGCUUUCUAAUGGUGUAGAAGAUGAGGUGUAGAUCUUCCCUCAGGAAU
Protopterus annectens (West African lungfish) is the source of this 12761-nucleotide messenger RNA. Its product is annotated as diacylglycerol kinase delta-like. Gene Ontology annotation, molecular function: ATP-dependent diacylglycerol kinase activity. Bases 1614 to 4934 code for a protein of 1106 amino acids. The transcript is spliced from 28 exons. NCBI's taxonomy places the organism in Eukaryota, Metazoa, Chordata, Ceratodontiformes, Protopteridae. The record is from RefSeq and is a predicted model, not a curated record. Gene Ontology annotation, biological process: intracellular signal transduction; lipid phosphorylation; diacylglycerol metabolic process.